Rhinolophus ferrumequinum (greater horseshoe bat) is the source of this 5897-nucleotide messenger RNA. RefSeq names its product peptidylprolyl isomerase like 2 (gene PPIL2). Bases 109 to 1677 code for a protein of 522 amino acids. The transcript is spliced from 20 exons. The record is from RefSeq and is a predicted model, not a curated record. Gene Ontology annotation, molecular function: peptidyl-prolyl cis-trans isomerase activity; ubiquitin-ubiquitin ligase activity. Gene Ontology annotation, cellular component: catalytic step 2 spliceosome. Lineage: Eukaryota; Metazoa; Chordata; Mammalia; Chiroptera; Rhinolophidae. Gene Ontology annotation, biological process: protein polyubiquitination; protein folding; protein peptidyl-prolyl isomerization.
CCGGGACGGGACCCGGAAGUGGUUAUGGAGCUCCGCUGAGACACAGCGGACUGAGUUGUCUGUUGUUUUUCUGCGCUCCCUGCUCCUGCCACUGCCUCUGCCGCCGCCAUGGGGAAGCGACAGCAUCAGAAGGACAAGAUGUACAUUACCUGUGCUGAAUACACUCACUUUUAUGGUGGCAAAAAACCAGAUAUCCCACAAACAAAUUUUCGUCGUUUACCUUUUGACCACUGCAGUCUCUCUCUGCAGCCCUUCACCUACCCGGUCUGCACCCCGGAAGGCGUUGUCUUCGACUUGCUGAACAUCGUCCCAUGGCUUAAGAAGUAUGGGACCAACCCCAGCAAUGGCGAGAAACUGGAUGGGCGGUCCCUGAUCAAGCUUAACUUUGCAAAGAACAGCGAAGACAAGUACCACUGCCCGGUGCUCUUCACCGUGUUCACCAACAACACCCACAUCGUAGCCAUCAGGACCAGUGGGAACGUCUACGCCUACGAGGCAGUGGAGCAGCUAAACAUCAAGGCCAAGAACUUUCGAGAUCUGCUGACCGACGAGCCCUUCUCCCGGCAGGACAUCAUCACCCUCCAGGACCCCACCAACUUGGACAAAUUCAACGUCUCCAACUUCUUUCAUGUUAAGAAUAACAUGAAAAUGACAGACCCAGAUGAAGAAAAGGCCAAACAGGACCCAUCGUAUUAUUUGAAAAAUACAAAUGCUGAGACUCGAGAGACAUUGCAGGAGCUCUACAGGGAGUUCAAAGGGGAUGAGGUCCUGGCGGCCACCAUGAAAGUCCCAGAGAAGAAGAAGGUGGACAAGUUGAACGCUGCGCACUACUCCACCGGGAAGGUUAGUGCCUCCUUCACCUCCACCGCCAUGGUUCCAGAGACCACGCAUGAAGCAGCCGCCAUUGACGAGGACGUGCUGCGCUACCAGUUUGUGAAGAAGAAGGGCUACGUGCGGCUGCACACCAACAGGGGCGACCUCAAUCUGGAGCUGCACUGUGACAUGACACCGAGAACCUGCGAAAACUUCAUCAAGCUAUGCAAGAAGCAGUAUUACGAUGGCACCGUCUUCCACAGAUCCAUCAGGAACUUCGUGAUCCAGGGGGGUGACCCCACCGGCACAGGCACAGGUGGGGAGUCGCACUGGGGCAAACCCUUCAGAGAUGAGUUCCGGCCCAACCUGUCGCACACGGGCCGCGGCAUCCUCAGCAUGGCCAACUCGGGGCCCAACACCAACAAGUCUCAGUUCUUUAUCACCUUCCGUUCCUGCGCUUACCUCGACAAGAAGCACACCAUCUUUGGGCGGGUUGUUGGAGGCUUUGACACACUGACAGCCAUGGAGAAUGUGGAGAGUGACCCCAAAACUGACCGCCCUAAGGAGGAGAUCCGCAUAGACUCCACCACGGUGUUUGUGGACCCCUAUGAGGAGGCUGACGCUCAGAUUGCUGAGGAGCGGAAGAAGACGCAGCUCCAGGAGGCGGCGCCAGAGAGCACAGUGAAGAAAAGCCAGCCCAAGCCAGGGAGCCAGGGCCCCCCGACAUACCGCCAAGGGGUGGGCAAGUACAUCAACCCGGCAGCCACGAAACGUGUAGCAGAGGAAGAACCGUCAACCAGUACAGCUGUCCCCGUAGCCAAGAAAAAGCCCAGCCGCGGUUUUGGGGAUUUCAGCUCAUGGUAGCAGCAGGCUUGCUGCUCUGGACCCUGGUAGGGACACAGGGCUGGUUGUGUGUCCCCUGAGUUUUCUGCCCUCAUAAGCCUACCCUUUGGGCUGCAACUCGAAUAAAGUUCUUACCUGUUGUCUGGGUUCCCAUUCCUGGCCCCAGGAGCCACGGCCUCCUCAUCCUGCACCCAGUGCAGAACGGCCUGGCCCUGUUUCCAGGCCUGGGCCCAGCCAGAGCCCACGUCUUAGACUCCCAGGCACGGGGAGUGGCCCUUAGACCAGCCUGGGGUGCGGGCCUGGGAGGAAGGGCUGUGUCUGCUGAUCUGAUCCCGGUUAUUUUACGACCACCCACUGCCAUCCUCUUCUCACCGUGGUCCCUGACCAGUGGUGUCACUUGGGACCCUGUUAGAAACACAGAUUCUCAGACCCCAUACUUUCUGACCUGGAGGCUGGGGGCAGGGCUCCACGGUCUGUGUUUUGACAACCUUGGGUUUAAGGACUCUGGACUAGAACCUUGACAUUUAUUUUCAAAAACCUUUUCUGCUGUCUGUCGCUUGGGUUUGCUGAGUCCAGCCCACCCAGCAAGGACCACGGGUGGUCACAGCCAUGCCCACUGCACACCUGCUCUGGCACACCUGCUCGGGUCAGAGUUCCACCCCAGGACUACCUACCUUUCUGCCUCAGGAUGGUGACGAGACCACACGUGGGUGAAGCCAGCUGGCUCCUGCUGUUCCUGAUGGACGUGCAGAAGGCCCCAGGGAACUGGCAGGCCCCCUUCGCCCCCACCUCCCACCACCCUCAGGGCCUGUCCUUAUGCUCAAACACUGACCUUCAGCCCCAGCUCUUAGGGCUUCCGGGCCAGCCGCACCAGCAUUUCUAACUUAAAAAGAUCCCUUCCCUGACCUUAUUUUUCUAUAAAUGUCUUCAAAAAACUUAUUCUUGCCUGCCGGUCCUUGUUUUCCGUUCCUUCUGCAGCCUAUGCCAACCUAGCUUCCGUUCUCCUGACCCUGACACCACUACCUCAGCUUGCCCGAAGUGCCUCUGCAGAAACGUGGGGACAGUGACCUCCUCCCAGGACGCCCAUCUGCUCCAGCCCUGGGGCUCUGAAACGGUCACUGUGCACCCGUCACAUCCGCUCUCAAUGCCUAUGGCCCUCGGGGUGGCACAGGCCGCCCCCAACCCCCUAGCCCACCCCUCCACACUCAUCACACCAAAAUUCUAACUUGGCUCGAUCCUUGCUUUUUCUUUUCCCCCUCACUCCAAACCUCAAUUCCACCAAGAAGUCUCGACGGGUCAUAAUUCCAGAAUGUACCAUGGCUCUUCUUUUCCCCUCUGAUGCUGAGCUUCAGGCCCAAGCCCUUUGUCUCUCACCUGCCUCUGUCCAUGCCCCUCAUGCAUGUCCACACAGAUGCCAUGUCACGUUCCCAAAGCUCGCCAGCCCGCUGUCAUCUUGCUUCAGGCCAGUCACGGGCUUUUUGCUGCACUGAGAACAAGGUCUGCUACCGCCUACAGUUUGUCUCCCUGCCCAGAACCGCCGGCCAGGGACCUGAGCUGCACAGUCACUGGCCCUCUGCACCUUUAGCCAGGCCCAGUCCCGCUCUUCUUCAUGACCGCCUCCCAGCUAUAGACGUCUGACAGAGAACUCACUUGUGAAAGGCUUACCCGCUGUUUGCACCAACUCUCCAAAAGCCUGCCUCAUGGGAAGAGGGCUGGGCAGAAUGGGGGUGAAGGCCCUGGGGAUGGGGUAUAGUGUACCGAGGAUUUCUGGACUCCUUAGGGGAAGGGGCCUCACCGUUCAGCAGUUCAGAAGCAGGAGGUGAGUGCAGCAUAGCUGCAGCCCCCUAAUGCAGGGGUCGGCUUUUCUUGGGCCACGCUCACAGGCCCCAAGCAGGUGGGGAGCCCCGGUGGCCGGUGCUGCAGGCCACGUAUGACAGCACAGGACCAAAGCCGCCUAUGGAGAGGGGACCCCGCAGCCCCAGUGCAGGACACCAGGGCCUUGUCCCUCAGCUUCAGAGCGCCUAAGACAGGUGUGCUACUGAAAAGGAGACAUUGGACAUGGAAGCUUUAUUUGUAAACCUCAUACAGACACAGGACCAAAUGCUGGACACGGAGGCCAAGGGAGGCUUGUGCACUUGAGCUUGGCAGUCCUGUUCCGAGGGGCAAACCUCUGGGCCGGCCCAGGCUGCAGCCCCAGGAGCCGAUCCAUAGCGGGAGGACAGGCCAGCCCGGCGCCUUUGAUAAAUGAGGGUUUACAUUUCUGUGGUCAUUUUGGAGCUUUUUAAAUUGUAGUUUUCCAGAUAUUAAAACCACUUGGUUUUUGUUAAGUAUCUGGUGAGGUCAUCAAGUAAAUUAAAUGACUUGAAAAAUUCCCAUUUUUGAUCCUUUCUAACAUCUGACAGAUGCCAUCAAUAAGCGCUAAGGUAUAAAAAUACUAUAUGUACGUGUAUAUAAAAUGGCAACACAACUAAACCACAUUUCUAACGCAAAUGGACUGCGCCAGAGGACGCAGCGUAGUUUAAGUUAAAUGCAUUUAUAAUCCGGCGUCACCUCCCACUCCUCUCAAGGGAAAAAUAUUUUAAAUAAUUUAAAUAAAAGUCAGGGUUGAUAUUUACUGUUUAGGAAUUUAAGAGGGUGGAACAUUCCAGCACUUUACCAGCACAUCAUGGUCUCGUGGACGUCCUUCCCUGAAGCCAGCUCAUGGUCAGUUCAUUUGGUUUCAAAAGGAGCUUGGAUUUUGCAAAAGACCAACAAAACAGUGGUAAGAGUGUUGGCAUCAAUUACAAAAAACUACAAGUACGUUCAUAGGGCCACUAGGAGAAGGUUUCAAUGCUAUCACAAGAGACGAUACAAAAACCAAAGUGCUCAAAUCGAAGGAGCAGUAAACUUGCCCAGGACAUACAAAAGCUUUAAAUAUAAGUUUAGUAUAUACAAAAAUCAGUCAAAAGAAUUUUAGAAGAUUCUUCGGUUUAAGUGAAGAUCUUGUGGAGAAGCGCUCAGGAGCCACCGCCCUCAGCGCCCGCCGUUCGAGUCCCACGGCCCCGUUUCCCUGGUCCUCGCCUCCAGAUGCAGUACUGAGGUUUGUAGAGGAACCAAGACGAGAAGGGAAAUGGCAGUUUAGGCCAAGUUGUCAGUGCUUGGUACUCCUCAAGGAAGGUGUCUUUCAGUCCCUUCCACAUUUUCACUAAGGACAGAGCCGCAGAUGUUUACUGUUUCACGUGCCAGCGCGCAAGUGAAGCAUCUUCAGAUUUUGGACCAUGGCAGCAAGAGCACCGUGUGAGUGGCUGUGCCACGUGAAUGACCCUGCCCUGGAGGCUCGACGGCUGCACAGAUGAACACUAACUUGGAUACACGGGGAUGAGCCGGGACAGCCUAGAUCUGCGGGGACACCAGCUCAGAGAGCAGCAGCCGGCCGGAGUGCCUGCUAAGCGCAGAGGCUUCCACAGCUGUACAAAGAUCUUCCCUUCAUAGUCGAAGGUGUGCGUCAGGGGCUCCUCCGUGCACUAACUUGCCCUGACGUCCGUGCCCAGGGCUGCAACGUUUCCCACAUUCCAAGGCUUUGAAUCAGGCAGAGAUGGGGCCGAAAGGGACUCGGUGAGUUGCUGAACCAGAACCAGGCAGUUUAGCCCAGUGCCUGCACGGGCAACGGGCUCUAGGUUCAGAGGAGGCGGGAGUCAGGGAAGGGGCCUCCCUUCUCUCAUGUCCCCUGCCAACUAACACUCAUUGCCACUGGACUAACAUUGUCUACGGGCAGUUUCAGAGCCGUCCACAGGCUGGGAAUCACCUGGGCACCCCGCUCUCCUCUUGGCCUGCCUCCCCCAGGCCCUUUUCCUGCCCCUGGAGCUGGGUUCCCAUGAGUCUCAUGCCAUGGUGACCGCACCAAAGGCCUCCCCAGAUGCCUGCUGCACCAGGCCAGGCCCACCAGCUGGCAUCGAGUUAGAACACUGAAAACCAAAACUCAUGUGGGAAUGUUUUUUGGCCUCCAUUCUCUGCAAACUGGCCCAAACCCCUGCAUAGCGCCCCACUCCCUGCAGAAGCACGGGUGGAUCGGAACUUAAACUACGUGGCGGAAACUCAGGACUUAGGGGACCGUCCAGGUCCCUUCUGUGUCAGCCCAUGGGACAGAACCAGGCGGGGCAGGGGGACCCGUCGAGCAAACCAAACAUCUCAUUUACAAAGUUUAAACCUGUCUUGCAACUUUAACCUUUUCUGAAAACAUUAAAACAAUCUAGCAAAUCUCA